CACGACUUGUAUUAAUUAUACUUUACUUGGAACAUUUCGAAACAAAUCACUGUUCUCUUGACGUCUGCCAGAACACGUGUUGUCUCAAUCCUAGUCUCCUCCCACCUUAUAAUAGCCGCCCUUUUGACAAAUAUUUUUCAAAACAGAAAUAAAUAAAUAACAAAACAAAACGAAAGGAAAAUUUUGAAGACCAAACAAAAGGAAUAUUUUUCAACGGUGGCGAACCAACGAGGCCAAGGCGAGCAUGCUCAUUUCCCGGCGGCGUGGAAUCAAGAAAGCGGCGCCUCAAACACCUCCGGCGGCUGUUCCUCCACAGGGUACUUCAACGAUCGGCAAGAACAACGGCCGGACUACCUGCUAUCGUCUCUCGGGCCGCCGCCGACGAUUCGGGCGGUCGCCGGAGACCGGCGGCACAGCGGCGAGAACAGGAACACGGUGAUGCCGCCGCCGUAUACUGGUGGCGGUGGUGUUUGGGGAAGAAAUAUUGGCGAGAGUUAUCCUCUGUUGGAGCAGUCGUCUUCGAGUUCGGGGGUGAAGAGGAUGCACGGCCGAGAAGAUGGCGGCGCUAUGUUGCCGGAGGAAGUUCAGAGGGUUUAUCGGGGUUUUGGAGAUUCCUCGUCUUACGUUGUUAAAUCAGAGCCACCGACAACCACCACCACCACACAACCACCGCCACCUCCCACCACCUUCGCCGGAACAACCGGCCAAAGACGGCAAAAAUACCGAGGAGUCCGUCAAAGGCCGUGGGGCAAAUGGGCCGCCGAGAUUCGGGACCCACAGAAAGCCGCUCGUGUGUGGCUCGGCACAUUCGACACUGCCGAGGCCGCCGCCCGAGCCUACGACGAGGCCGCCCUCCGUUUCCGCGGCCACCGCGCGAAGCUCAACUUCCCCGAGCACGCCCGCAUCCCACCGCCACCUCAGCACCCGCCGCCCCACCACCAACUGCCGGCCGCCCCUCCGCCGCCACUUUCCGAGGCGGCCGCCGCCAGAGACUAUUUGGAAUACUCGCGGCUUCUCCAGGGCAGCACCGACUUUCAGCCGCCUCAAUCGACAUCGACAUCGACAUCUCUCGAGAGCUUAUUCUACUACGGCUCGUAUCAAAACCAACCGAGCGCGGAUUAUUAUUACCCGUCUUUUCCCGUUUUUCCUUCGUACGAUGAGCCGUGGUUUGUUUCUCAAUCGCCGUCUUUGAAUGUUGAUGAUUCCGUGCCGUUAGUGAGUGGGCAAACGAUACGUUUCGGGACUCCGGGAGAGGAUAGACCGGCACAAGGUGGGGGAUCCGGUUCGGAUUUUCCGGAGGGGCCGCGGAGGUUCGGGCACUAUCCUCCAUCGUCCUCCGCAUGAAAUUAUAUUUGAAGUUUUUGAGUUUCGUCUCUAUUUUAAUUUGCUAUUUUGAUUUUAUUUGUGGACAAAAUUAUUUUUGUACUUUUGUGCUAGGGUUUUGCUUGAAUUUAGGUUAGGUGAUGGGAACAAAUUCAUAUUAUUGAUUGUAGUCGUUUUGGUUUUUGAUAACAAUUCCUAUAAAAUCAAAUGUGGUUGGCCAAAGACUCUUUAUUAGGUUAUAAUGUUAAAUAUCACUUAUUUUCAAAAUCA
Messenger RNA from Striga asiatica, 1593 nucleotides. Lineage: Eukaryota; Viridiplantae; Streptophyta; Magnoliopsida; Lamiales; Orobanchaceae. The record is from the annotation of a GenBank genome assembly.